GGUUAUCCCAUAGGUUGCCACUGGUGUGAGUAGUGAUGUCCGAGGCUGCUAGCGGUCUGCAGGAAAUCAUAGAGGUGGCAGGAGUGAAUUCCCUCGAGGCUAGAACCCAUGCCAUGCCGGGGUAUCUAGGGCUUGGGCCGCCGGACCUCUGUAGACUAACCAAGAUACCGAAGGGCAGUAGGAAGAGUGCGGAUAAGAAGGGGCGGCCGAGUUACUUCCAUUACGUGGUCGGGAUUGACGUGGGCAGCGCCUCGGCGAUAUCAGGUUACAUAUCAAACUUGAUAUCUCGACAGGAGGGUGUUGGAUUCCUCGCUGGUUCGGCCUUUAAGAUUGAGUCCGGCAUCUAUUGCUCCUGGGACAUCUUCCAUCAGUGCGAUGUUCGGGUAGAGGUCCGGCCUGGUGGUUAUCCAGCUGUACGGGCUGUCAUGGUCGACACUGAUGGUAACACCGUUGAAGAGAUAGGCAGAUCGAUUUGGGAGCUAUCGUCCUGGUUGAGGUCAAUCAAACCCCCCAUCGUGCCGGGCUUGGUCGUGGGCGUCGUAUGUCCUAUUCGGGGCAAUCUGGGUAACGCUGAGAUACUACCAAACUUCAUCAGCCUAGCCUCCAAGUUCAUCACAGCAAACUCCUCGUUCGCUGGACCCUCUGGCUCCCUCUCCCCCACUGAUAUAUACGCCCAUGAGGAGGAAGGAGAUGUAGGACGUCUCGGGACUACCAUAGUCACCGAGGUCAUUGCCGAUGGUUUUGUGAGGAGCAGGCGACUACGGCUCUGUCCCGAGGUAUUCAAUUCACUCCAGAGUGCCGUCCCGCAUGUCAUGAUCCACAUCGCCCGGAGCUACCGCAGAAUGGGUCGGUUGGAUGCCUGUAUGUCGACCUUGGCUCGAUGCCUCCAUGAAAUACCAGCAGAUGGGCAUGUCCUCCAUUACCAGGCGAAGACGUUGCUCGCCAUACCCGACGACCCCGUUGCCUGGGAGCUAGCUAUCACCGCAGCACGCCUCGCCACUGAGUCCAUACCGAUGGAUCCCAAGGUCUGGGCUACCCUGGCCGAGGCUUAUAGGCGGACACUCAACUUCGAGCAAGCCCUUAUGGCUCUCAACAACUUCCCUAUAGAGGAAGAUCGUGAAGUGGCAUGGCCUGGCGAUGAGACUCUUCCAUGGAGUUUGGGCAUCCCCGAUGUGAGCCGUUGCCAACAGACCGUUCCUGACAAGAAGCAUGGGAGUGGCACCGACCCAAUCACUGGAUAUUUGUGCCAUGAUCCUAUAAGGCAGACCCCGACCUACGAGAUGCUACCGAGGCAGCAGCGGGGCCGCGGCUUAGACGAGAAGGACCGGAUAGUGCUUGGUCCAGGGGUAGGCUUGAAUCCUGAACUGGAUGAGAGGCAGAGGCCUGUCGAGGACAGUGGUAUGGCAGUGGGGGAGCAUGGCCAGAUGACUCAGUACGAGGCGAGGAUGUAUAGUGUCCUAGUAGGGAUAUGUCAAGACAUAGGCUGGGACUCCCUUAUAGUGGCUCGGAGCCGCGUUUUUAUUAUGGACGAUGAUACUACUGCUGGUGGUGCUGAGGGUGCCCAAGGCGUGGACCUGAGGGAGGUGUAUCGACAGAGGCAGCAGAGACUCAGUGGUAGAACACGUAGUUUGUCGGGCAAUACGGAAGGCCAGCACCUGCCCCUGACUGCAACAGGACGGACGACCUUCAGAAAGCGCCUGUGUAGUAAGGCCUUGGAGGGCCUCUUUCGUCGACUGUUCGUAGACUUGAAUGAGUCCAUCAAGUGGCAACAGGAGAUAGUCGGUGGGGAGGCCGUCCCUCGGAAGAGCUGUGAGAUGUGGUGUUACCUGGCUGGCUUGGCAGAGAGGUUACAAAGUGGUGACGCGGCCUUAGAAUUGGCCUGUCGAAUGAUUCAGGCCCACGGGUUUUGCCCCAGGGCCUCGGCUAAGCUGCUGCGACUUUACACGAGAAGGAGGAUGGUGAAGCCAGCCAUACUGCAGGCGUUGGGCAUUAUACGAGUUUUCCAAUACAGAACAGGGGGUCAGGCCCCAGUCCCUCUGUGGUUGCUGGACCAAGUGGCUGACCUAGUGUAUACUGUGGGGCUUAGCGUUGUGAGGCAGGAGCUCAUGGCCUUGAGGGGACAGCGGACUGACGUGGAAGGGGAGGAGAAAGGCUUGGAGGAAGUACUUGAGGAGCUUGUUACAAUGGAUGUUGAUGGUGUUGGCCGUUAAUUUUCUCUCA
Perkinsus marinus ATCC 50983 is the source of this 2220-nucleotide messenger RNA. RefSeq lists its product as hypothetical. The record is from RefSeq and is a predicted model, not a curated record. Gene Ontology annotation, cellular component: exomer complex. Gene Ontology annotation, molecular function: protein binding. NCBI's taxonomy places the organism in Eukaryota, Perkinsozoa, Perkinsida, Perkinsidae. The coding region runs from base 36 to 2210 and encodes 724 amino acids. The transcript has 8 exons. Gene Ontology annotation, biological process: Golgi to plasma membrane transport.